GGAGCGCGUCCCCGCGCUGCUGUAUGCUACGUUUUGUUAGUUAGUGUUGUCAAUUUAGCACCUUGUCGCUAUAUUUAGCGAGUUUUCAGACCCCUUCAGCUACUUUUCAGGCUGCCAUUGGGGAGUUUUGCCACCGGUCCGAGAGUUUCUAUGGUUUUUAUAGUAUUUAGCGACUUUUCCCACAAAAUUGUGCCGCAAACGAGAGUGGGAGAAGCUGUCUGUACUACGGAAGUUACAGCAACAGCGCACAGGCAGAGAAGCACAAAGCUAGGGGUGUGAGGCGGGAGAGGGGACGAAAACGUAACGUCGGGGACUGGCAGCUGUGCCACAGCAAGGAAAACUGGUGCUGUGACGUCGUCGCGGCAACGGAAAAACGUAAUCUAGAGACAAAUGAAGUUGGCAACACUGCUGGAUGACACGCGGUCCGUCAGAGAGAGAGAGUGUUCGAGCAGGGAAUGGUGAUGGGGUGUCUGCUUCUCCUUGAGAUGGGAUUGUACGCCAGUUCUUUCAUGUGUGGGAUAGUCACGGCAGCUUCUCUCGCUAUCACACAGGGUAGUUUCGGGGGUCUCUGUAUGCUGUAUGGAACGGUGAACCACAACUUGUCGUCGCACUCCAUAUUGGUCCAGACCUCCAGCGCACCCUCUCUCUGUUCCUUUGUCUCUUCUAUCUCAGUGUGUGUAGCAGUGUUCAGUUUCUUGAUAUCACUGUUCUGGAUAUGUACAUGCUUCCUGACUCAAGACUGUAACAGAACACGUCUGGGGCUGAACGUGACCCUGGUGUUGUGUGGCGUGUUCCUCUUCUUCCUCCUGGUGACGGGGUGUGUGUUGAAGAUGGGAAGAGACUCUCUGUGUGACUCUGUCCUACACACUGUCCCCAACAUCACCAGAUGUGAAGAGGCUCAGUCUAGGACCUGGAUCAGUCCUUACACUGGAACACAGUUCUACACUGGACUAUACAACGCUGGGACGGCGGUGUGGGUGAACUUAUUUUUAUGGAUUCUGAUUGGCAUGCUGGUGGUGAUCCAGAGCGGUUACGGGUCAGAUUUCGGAAUGAUGGCGGACGACAAUUUACCCACGCCCUCUGAGACAGAAUAUAUUUUCCACACAGACACACACAUGGGGACACACACACACACACGUACUCCUCACUGUCUGACCUGUUCGAGGAUGAAUGAACCUUACCCUGUAUGUGUGUUUCCAGGGAGAGUGUGUGUUUCCAGAGAGAGAGAGUGUUAUGAUGAGUUUCUGGUAUUGAGAAGUUCAAGAUGCAAGAAUUUACUUAGACAUUCUGUGGAGAUUUUAUUUUUUAUUGGUUCACGAACGCCCGUGGGUUCAUCUAACAAACGGACAUAGCUCUGCUCUUUGUCACUUGAACUGCCCACACACACAAAUCUCACAGCUUUUAUACUCUUGGUUAUCCUUCCUUUCACAUACCUCUGGCCAUCGUCAAUGAGCACUCCCAUUCUUUGAUGUUAUUACUCUUUACCCCAUCAUGCUAUCCUAAACAUCAGUAAUCUCCUUUGACAUAAGGAAUGUAGACUCAGUGGACCCAAGUCAAUUAUCCCCCUAACUCUUCCCUGGUCCACACAAUACUAUGACAUGACAUCAUGUGGUCCUCUGUAGCUCAGCUGGUAGAGCACGGCGCUUGUAACGCCAUGGU
Messenger RNA from Coregonus clupeaformis (lake whitefish), 1659 nucleotides. RefSeq names its product transmembrane protein 179B-like. The record is from RefSeq and is a predicted model, not a curated record. The transcript is spliced from 5 exons. Lineage: Eukaryota; Metazoa; Chordata; Actinopteri; Salmoniformes; Salmonidae. The coding region runs from base 456 to 1352 and encodes 298 amino acids.